GGCCUUUUCCUUGUUUGAUAAAGGCAAGCCCAGUCCUCAACUCACAUCCAUAUCCGAACAUCUAACACCAAUCUUCCCACUUCCAUUUUUUGACCUUCUACACAUCUUCAGAUGGCGACGGUACCAUCACCACCCUCGAACUCGGCACCGUCAUGCGUUCCCUAGGACAAAACCCUACCGAUGCAGAGCUGCAGGAUAUGAUCAACGAGGUCGACGUAGACGGUAACGGGACGAUCGAUUUCAAGGAAUUUUUGUCCAUGAUGGCGAAAAAGUUCAAGGAUACAGAUAGCGAAGAGGAAAUCAGACAGGCGUUCCAGGUAUUCGAUAAGGACGGGAACGGGACGAUCAGCGCGAAGGAAUUGAAGGCCGUUAUGGAGAGUUUAGGUGCGUUGCUCGGCCUGCUAAAAUGGAUAAUCGCGAUUUCUGAUCGUGAUGUGUUCGUUGAUCUAGGUGAGAAAUUGAGCGAUAAAGAGGUGGAUGCUAUGAUCCAAGAAGCGGACCUAGAUGGCGAUGGAUGCAUCAACUAUCAGGGUAAGCCUUUAUCUCUGUGAUUCUCGUAACGUCUCAGUCGGCUGAAACAAUCCUUAAAUCUCUUUUUUCUGCACUUUGCAGAGUUCGUCAACGUACGCCCUUUCCAUCGAUCGUAUAACACGUUCUGAUCUCGUUUUCCAUAGAUGAUGCUCAGCAAAUGAAGAAGGGGUCCGAUCUCUGCGUCCGCUGUAUUUUUCAUUCGUAUAAUUAUGACAAUUUAACCAACACAAAAAUCUGUUCAACCUGUACUGAAUGUACUUAAGAUUCACAGUUUAUGUACUCUGCUUUUUCGGAUUGCAAUAAUAAUAAUUGGACAAUCAUGAUUCAAUCGAAGGUAUGCUUGACGCUCGUCGCUUAUGCAUGUAGGCAGACUGAGGCAGACUGAGAUUUGCAUGCAUAAUGCAUUGACAUACGACUCCGACGUCC
Molecule: messenger RNA, 957 nt
Organism: Lentinula edodes (shiitake mushroom)
Lineage: Eukaryota; Fungi; Basidiomycota; Agaricomycetes; Agaricales; Omphalotaceae
Exons: 1
Coding region: 153-551 (132 amino acids)
Molecular function (GO): enzyme regulator activity; calcium ion binding
Source: RefSeq, a predicted model, not a curated record